AUGUCAUUAGCUGUGAUACAUUACAGUUACAAUCAUUCCAUCGAGUUUCCAAGCGCUGAGGCGGCUCAGCGAUACGUGCAAACGAAUGGCUAUCGAAAAGUCUACGAACGUGAACGAAGGCGUAAAGGUGGCUUUAAGCAAUAUUAUUUGUGUAAUUCGUUUUGGGACCAAAACGUGAAAUGCUCACAUAAAUUCACGUUGAUCAUCGCAAACGGUCAAAUUAUGGGCAAGACUACCGACGGGGGAAGGCCACAUGAUCACAGGUAA
Anisakis simplex (herring worm) is the source of this 267-nucleotide messenger RNA. NCBI's taxonomy places the organism in Eukaryota, Metazoa, Nematoda, Chromadorea, Rhabditida, Anisakidae. The record is from the annotation of a GenBank genome assembly.